Theobroma cacao (cacao) is the source of this 867-nucleotide messenger RNA. It is a transcript of the gene DPMS2, whose product is annotated as dolichol phosphate-mannose biosynthesis regulatory protein-like protein. NCBI's taxonomy places the organism in Eukaryota, Viridiplantae, Streptophyta, Magnoliopsida, Malvales, Malvaceae. Gene Ontology annotation, cellular component: endoplasmic reticulum membrane; dolichol-phosphate-mannose synthase complex. The record is from RefSeq and is a predicted model, not a curated record. Gene Ontology annotation, biological process: GPI anchor biosynthetic process; dolichol phosphate mannose biosynthetic process. Gene Ontology annotation, molecular function: enzyme regulator activity.
AAUUUUGAGAGUAUAAAGACUCGAUUCAUAAAAAUUAAUAUUUUUAAGAAUAGAAGACAGAUUUGGAUUUUGAUCAUAUCAUUGAAAUCCCUUUUUUAUUAAACAAUAAAUCCUUUUAAUUGAAGAACAGAGGAGUUACAUCUAAAAAGAGAGAAAAAAACAGAGUCCUUUGAAUAAUCAAACAAAUAUAGAAACCCCCCAACCUAUCAGUUAUCCUAUAAAACGUUCUCCUCUGAAUUUCUCCCCCCCCUCCCAAUUUCGUUCUCCCCAAACAUAGCGACUUUCAAUCUUUCGAUUUACUCUCUAGCCUUCUGCAGCGGAAAGUCUCGCAACCAAAGCUAGAAAUCUUCCGCUUCUAUCGAUCUCGUGCUGAAGGCAAUAAAGGCUGCAAAAAUAUCAUCAUAGAAUGGAAUUAGCGGAUCGAGUAGUCGGUUUCCUGUUAUCUUUCAUCAGCUUAUCCAUUUUCACAUAUUAUACGUUUUGGGUCAUCAUCCUGCCAUUUGUGGACAGUGAUAAUUUUAUCCACAAGUAUUUUCUACCCCAAGAGUAUGCCAUACUGAUUCCUGUUUGUGCCGGCGUGGUGCUUCUCUGCCUCCUCUGCAUGUUUGUUGGGUUCGUGAUGCUCAAAUCCAAGAAGAAGAAGGCUUGAUGCUGUUUCACAUUCUGUUCUUAUAACAUGCCAAGGGUAUAGCAUUUCCUUGCAUUUGGAAGGAUUGUUGCACUUUAUGACUACUGUCUUUGUUGUUCUGUCUGAUAUAUACCUGCUAUAGAGAACUCAGUGUAUUUUCUUUCUUACAUAGUUCUAUGAAACCAUUUUGGAGUAUUUAUGCAUAUUGUUCAAUGGAAGGCUCUCAGCAUUUCCUUUAA